Messenger RNA from Paralichthys olivaceus (Japanese flounder), 1752 nucleotides. Lineage: Eukaryota; Metazoa; Chordata; Actinopteri; Pleuronectiformes; Paralichthyidae. The record is from RefSeq and is a predicted model, not a curated record.
AGCAACAACAACAACAACAACAACAGCAGCAGCAGCAGCCGCAACAACAACUACCAGCACCACCAAAGAAGAAGAAACACCAUGAGGCUAAAAGGGAACAGAAAGAGCAGAAUCUGCAGACUCUUAGCCCCGGAGACGGCAUCCAAAAACAGGUGUUAGUGAAGCAGAAUGCUACAGCAGAGCAGCUGAAACAGAGGAAGUCCCUCGCUGCAGCUGAGCGAGAGGAGAACCAGAGGAUGAUCGUGUGCAACCAGGUGAUGAAGUUCAUCCUCGACAAGAUUGAGAAGGACGAGAAGCAGGCAGCUAAGAAGAGAAAGAAGGAGGAGGUGGUCGAGCAGAAGCGCUUCAAGCAGAACGCCACCAAGCUGACGGCACUUCUGUACAAGCACAAAGAACAGCUGAAGGCCGAGAUCCUGAAGAAGAGGGCCCUGCUGGACAAGGAGCUGCAGCUGCAAGUACAGGAGGAGCUGAGGCGGGACCUGGCCAGGCUACAGAAAGAAAAGGAGAAGGCCCGAGCUGCUAUCACCCAAGCUGCCGCAGCAACAGUCAAAGCAGCCCCCUCCCACUCCUCCCAUCCUUCCCACUCGACACAUUCCUCUCACAGCAGCCACACAGCGACCUCGCCGUCCUCAUCCCAUAAACGCAAGAGGGAAGAGGAGAGAGACAAAGACCGACCCAGAGAUAGGGACAGGCACCACGACAAAGACAAGAAACGGGACAGGGACAAGGACAAGGACAAGGACAGAGACCGGUGUAAAGACCGAGAGAAAGAUAAAGACAGAGACCGCGACCGAGAGAGGGAGAAAAACAGAGAGCGGGACAGGGACCGAGACAAGGACAGAGACGGGGACAGAGACAAGGACCGAGAUUCCAGCUCAUCUAAACACAAGAAGAAGAAGAAGCUCUCUUCUACCUCAAAGGAUCACAAGAAGGACACCAAACUGUACUGUGUCUGCAAGACGCCCUACGACGAGUCAAAGUUUUACAUCGGGUGCGACCUGUGCUCCAACUGGUUCCACGGUGCAUGUGUUGGCAUCACGGAGAAGGAGGCGAAGAAGUUGGAGGACUUUGUGUGUAAUGACUGCAAACGAGGUCAGGAAGCGGCAAGCAACGAGGAGCUCUACUGCAUCUGCCGGACGCCAUACGACGAAUCACAGUUUUACAUAGGCUGCGACCGCUGCCAGAACUGGUACCACGGGCGCUGCGUGGGCAUUCUGCAGAGCGAGGCCACGCACAUCGACGUGUACGUGUGCCCGCAGUGUCAGUCGACGGAAGACGCCAUGACGGUCCUCACGCCUCUCACUGACAAAGACUAUGAGGGGUUGAAAAGAAUAUUACGCUCGUUGCAGUCUCACAAAAUGGCAUGGCCUUUCCUCGAACCAGUGGAUCCCCAUGAUGCACCUGAUUAUUAUCGCGUGAUCAAGGAACCGAUGGACUUUUCCACAAUGGAAACCCGUUUGCAGAGGCGACAUUACCACAAGCUCACCGAGUUUGUGGCCGACGUGACCAAAAUCUUCGACAACUGCCGCUAUUACAAUCCCAACGACACGCCCUUCUUUCAAUGUGCCGAGGUGCUGGAAGCCUUCUUUGUGCAGAAGCUCAAAGGAUUCAAAGCGAGCAGAUUGUCAGAUUCUUAAGUGGGCCAGUCUAGCUGGAGUCUGGACUGGAUGCCGGGGUUUCUUGUAAUAAUGACCUGGGAACGCUCUGUUUCCAGAAAAUCACAAAACAAACUCCAUGAAUCGAGAAAAAAAA